Molecule: messenger RNA, 3211 nt
Organism: Schistosoma haematobium
Lineage: Eukaryota; Metazoa; Platyhelminthes; Trematoda; Strigeidida; Schistosomatidae
Exons: 5
Coding region: 2565-3020 (151 amino acids)
Molecular function (GO): zinc ion binding
Source: RefSeq, a predicted model, not a curated record
CGCAAGUAUGAACUGCGCAGCGACCAAGGUUCUAUUGAUUCACAAACUUCGUAUGUGGUCUAUACACAUCAAUCGAACGGCACUAAUUUUACAACGAACGGCUCCGUAUUUUGCAUUGUGGUUUCUUCUAUUCCAGUUACAAACGACUCCAAACUUGGUACAUGUACAUUUUUGGAUGAAGCAUGGUGGAUGCCAUCUUCAGUUGCCCAACCAUAAUAGAGAAACUAUUGACGAAAGCAGUUUCACUCUACUUCACAAAUUUUUACAGUAAUGUGUGUGAGAACUGUUAUGUUUCCAAUCUGUAGAAACCCUCAAGUACUCCAGCAACCUUAACCCAAAACGUGCACUUGCCCAUAGCAAUAAAUGCCCCACAACAAACACAAUGGACUGGGAGUACACAUUCAUCCCAACGUGAAGCUGCACCUGCAUAUGACACUAGUGAGACUCAUCAUUUUUUAUGUCUCUCUCUCUUGACAGUGCUGCUGUGGGGCCUCCAAUUGUUGAUGGCGACAAAACCACUAUUUUGAGACUAUUCUCUAUAUAGUCUGAUGUAAUGGGGCAAUAGUUUGGAGUGUCAUUCGAUUAUUAUGUGAACAGAAGUUAACUGCUAAAAUCUGCACAAAUGCCCAUUCUGAUAACAGUUACUUGAUAAAACUCAACUAAACAAUUUGAAUUGUCCAUCAUUCACAUGUUACAACCAAAGUCAUUUAGUCAAUAACGACAAUUUUUAUUCCCUGGAAAGGAAGUAGACAGAGUGUCGAGUCACUGACUACUGAUUGGGUUGAUUGACCGUUUGCUCAAACAAGCACGAUCCUAAAUACCUCAUGCAUUGGCUUGUACAUCCUCCUAAACAACUUGGAAAGAUCAACAGUAUGGCAGCUAGCGAAGGUUCAUUUUGCACUUUUAUGAUUUGGUAAAUGAACAUAGAGAAUGCGCUUCUUAAGUGUCCCUAUUCAAACGAUUUCUAUAUUUCCAUUUAUGCAAGCGCAAAUACGAAUCCUAAUAAUGUUUUAAACUUUACCGAGUAUCAUCAAAGUAGUUUAGAGCUAAGCCAUACACCGAAGCCUUGACGUUGAGAUUUGAAGACAUUGUUUCCUCCUGAAAAUCAGAGCAUGUCAACCGGUCAAUCGGAAUAAGGAUUGAUUUAAGUUUGCGUUUGUUAUAGAAAAAUUGGUUUUGGUUGAUAUUUCAAUUUCGGAUGGUGACCCGUUUUCCUCAUCUGUGUUUGACUAAACAUAGUUUAUAAUUGACUGAAAAGAAAUCGCCACUCCACACCCACAGAGUAAUGCGUAAUGAAUUUUCUGAUUCCCUAGACAUACCAAGCAAGCUACAAACCAAAACAGCGUAUUCGGAAGAUAACUUUCGAUCACAUGGUUGACAAUUAUAAUUAGAUGUUCGCGACUGCAAUGAUAAUCACAUGUAAGAAAAUUAGCCGUCAGUAUUCGAAACACGCAAUAUUUCUAUUCUUCAUGUUUAUGGCUAUUUUCCACUUGUUUUCCAGACUCAUUGAAGACUUAUGCUUUAAAAAAUAUUCACUCGUUCGUUUCAAUAUUAAUAAUGGCUUUAUUCAAUACUCAACGUUCAGUACGAUGUGGAAUUCUUAAUGCAAAUUAUUUCAACAAUGUCAUCUCAAUCUUCUUAUGCAUCACCAAAAAUAUGUAUUCAUCUUAUUGUCACUUUAUUGUUUUUUAUUGAUAGUAGCCUUAUUCAGUGUGAUAUUUUGGGUACAAUGUACAAUUCUCAUCGCAAAGUAUUUCAACAAGUUUUCGUUUCUUAUUUCUUGAUCGGUUCUGACGAUAAAUAUUGAGUGAUCGGCAAGUAGAUGUUAGCAGUUCAGGAAUCGACAUCUGAAUAAUGUACAUUCUUUUUGACGUAUAUUGCCGGCAACUACCAUUUUUCUGAUUGUGCUCUUUCCUAACUUGUACAGCGAAAGAUCGUGAAGUUUUCACAAACGCGUCUGGAUAGGUUGUGCAACUAAUUUACAUGACGAUCCAUUGGAACAAAAAAGACAGAUAACGUUUUGAAAUAUCUAGAUUAUGGGAACAGGUAGCUCGCUCAUAUAUAUGCAUAUAUCCAAAUAUACAAAAUUGAGUGAGAUCUUCAUUAGAAAGUAAGAAUUCGUGUGACAAUAAAUCGUCAACAGAUUCAAGAGUGGAAGUCUUUGACUAAGUCAGGUCUUAUAACCUGCUUGUCGCAUAGUGGAAGGUGUUUUAUAACUGUUGUAUCGGGUAUCUAUUAGUCACUUGAAUGUAGUUUUCAUUCACGAUUUUCUGUGAAUAGGUUUUCGUCGAAUUCAGCCUUGAGGUUUCAGUGAGAUUUCAAUAAGUUACUUCUUAUUGGUAGAGAGGUUUGGGGAGGUUGUCUAACUUUAAUAACAUCAUUGCACGUCCACGAAUGCUCGUACUAUGACGAAGCAGCUGCCUAGUGCCUUGUGGAUUACAGCAUAAGUGAAACGUAGCUUGGACCUGUCUUGACUGUCACUCUUAUAUCUGCCGAAUAUGAUUAAUUGGAAUUCCAAUGUCAUUUCGAACUCCUAUGAGUGAGUUCACAUCUUUUGCAGGACAAUGAGACAUGGAUUUAUAGAAGGAGAAUACAUCCGGUGCUACGACAAGGGUAUGAUGUAUGUCAUUGAUACUUCACGUGCACGAUGUGCUUGUGAGCGUUUCAGUGACAACAUGCUGCCAUGUGGUCAUAUUCUGUAUGCACAUCCUAAAGAUCUAAUUCGUGGAGACUUAUUUCGACAUAGCUGCCAGUGGACAAGGAAAUACAUAAUGGACUUGGUUCUUCGUGCGCUGGACAACAUGUCAAUCUCUACAGGGAGUGAUGAUCUGCUAGAGAAGUUCACUAACAAUUGCCACUCAAUCCAUGCUCUUAGUGAACCUUUGGCAAGUAAACUCAUCCUUUCAUGCCUCGAAGCAUUGAAAGACAUAUGCGCACACGUGAAGAGUUCAAUCGGUGUGAAUGAUGAAGCUACAUUGUCAGAACCCAUUGUUAACACUGACCAUAAUUAUGCUUCUUGAUAACAAGAGGUUCUAAUACUGUAAUCUUUUUAGUUUUACAUAAAUUCAUUCAUAUGGCCAUUGUAAGAUGCAAACUACGUUUGGACUGCUGGACAGCUGCCUGGAUGAAUUAGAUACGCGCCCUCGCCCGUUUGAAACCAAAACAAAGUAAUUGGUGUACAUUAUUACCUAAACACAUAUAACCACUCAGC